Molecule: messenger RNA, 968 nt
Organism: Phytophthora nicotianae INRA-310
Lineage: Eukaryota; Oomycota; Peronosporomycetes; Peronosporales; Peronosporaceae
Exons: 3
Coding region: 1-837 (278 amino acids)
Source: RefSeq, a predicted model, not a curated record
AUGGGGGGAGUUGAACCCAUACCAGCUACUAUCGGAGAAUCGUUCUCUCCACCCCCUGUUCAACAACUUCGGCAGGAGUUACCCAGUAAGAGCGCUAAAAAUAGCGAUAGAGACCAACUAGCUGGGCUUUUUGAUCCGUUUGUGGACGACGACGAUGGACUUCCUGUCGGCGCUUCAGUAGAUGAACAAACCAGGCUCAGGCCCCACGAGCAUGCAGCAAGUAAGAAACGAUCACGGGAUCAACCAAGGGAGUUUGGGGUCUUACCACACGGUGCCAUGACAAACCAGCGCCAUCGAACUGCGCUAAACCACGAUGCGCUCAUUGUCGAGAAGCUGAGUGGGGAUCCCCAGCUGCUGGAUCGUUUUCUACAAGUACGAGAGGCUUCAGGAAAACACAGCGAUAUUGCCAGAGAAGUUGAGCUCGCCGAAAGAAUUGUCGAGUUCACUGAAGAGACACUAAUGCGGGUGAAGUGGAGCGAAGCAGAGGUGGCGUCACUAGUGUACUGGAUUAAUGACCUACUAGAAGAAUUUCGUGGUGCAGCUGAGAAUGGGGACGGCUUCAGACAAGUACGCACGCGCUGCUCAACCGACGAUCGUUUGCUCAAGGACUUAAUGUUUGUGAAAGUGCACCGGCAAGUGGACACUCUCCGUGCUGAGACGGUGGCUGAAGAUACGCGGUGCCAAGAGCAAAGGCCCGCGGCUGCAUCACGACAACAACCGUCGUUGGCUGAGAAGAAACGAUUAGGGCGCAUUCCAAGAGAUGUCCUGAGACGGCUACCUGUUCAGGUGGACCCGGCCACAGGCGAAACCACUGCGUUAUGUAUGCGGCUGAGAUAAACAAGCGUUUCGGUGGCCUUAAGAACGAGCAUAAGCGGCUCUGAAGGCUAGCGAAGGGAUCGGCUGUAGCUUCUCAAAUUUGUCGUUCAACACCACAAUCUCUUCUCGAAUUGCUUCAACCAAUUUUGAGC